AUGGGUAAACAAAGAGGCACCGUAGCAGUGACGGGCGCCGGUGGAGGGGGUCUGCCAGUUCCCACCGCCUCUCUUAUCAGGUUCACCUCCAUCGACCUUUCCUUCCCCUUUCUCUGCAAUCGAUUUGACCCUAGGAACGAGAAUUGUGAGGUAGCGUCACAUGUCCUCAUUCCGAUUCUCCAGUCACUGCCUCCACUGCAUAAGAGGAUGGUGGUGUUUCCUACAGUGAGAAAAGAUUACCAUUUUCUUACUGCACACAACGUGUUCGACAAAAUGCCACAUUGA
Messenger RNA from Lactuca virosa, 285 nucleotides. The record is from the annotation of a GenBank genome assembly. NCBI's taxonomy places the organism in Eukaryota, Viridiplantae, Streptophyta, Magnoliopsida, Asterales, Asteraceae.